GCAAAACUGAUCUAAUCAAUAUUUUACAUUAGUGUCAAAAUUUAUAUCACAAGACUUCCAGUUGGGAGUUGGGUCAGAGUUAAUUUUUAGGUGUUCUUUUAAAGGGUUGUAAUUUUAAUUUAAAAAAAUGGCAUCCAAUUUAGUUGCGGGAGCAAAUCCUAAAAUACAGGAUAUAAUGUCGUCUUUAGACGAUGACAAAACAGAUAUGUUGGCUGCCACAAGUGUUUUGCAGCAAAGAGCUACAGAUAUAAGAAAUCAACAUGUAAACUGGCAAUCCUAUUUCCAAUCUCAAAUGAUUUCCCAGGAAGAUUACAACUUCAUAGUAGCUUUUGAUGUUACUGAUAGUGCAAAAAGGGAAGCUCUUCUGCAAAGUGACAGAAACCAAUGUGCCCAGACAUUCUUGAAUCUUUUGGGACAUGUAUCCAAGGACCAGACCCUGCAGUACAUUUUAGUUUUGGUUGAUGAUAUGUUACAGGAGAACAGAAGUCGUGUAGAGAUAUUUCACGAGUAUGCUAACCAAAAGAAAGAAUCUGUUUGGGGUCCAUUCUUGAACCUUCUUAACCGCCAGGAUGGAUUUAUUACUAACAUGACUUCUAGAAUCAUUGCUAAAAUUGCAUGUUGGUCGCAGACACUUAUGGAUCGUUCUGACCUUCAUUUUUACUUGACCUGGUUAAAAGACCAACUAAAAACUCAGUACGAAGCACUGGCUGCAUCGCAAGCAGUUUCAGAUACUCUAAAGGGAGCGGCUACGGAACAUUACACGGAAUCAGGAUUCGAUCAGCAAUCCUCCUCUCAAGAGAUAUCGAACAACGAAUACAUCCAGUCGGUUGCUAGAUGCCUUCAAAUGAUGCUCCGAAUUGACGACUACCGUUUUGCCUUCGUAUCCGUCGAUGGAAUAUCCACUCUGUUGUCCGUACUCUCUGGAAGAGUAAAUUUCCAAGUUCAAUACCAGCUGAUCUUCUGCUUGUGGGUACUCACUUUCAAUCCAUUGUUAGCCGAAAAGAUGAACAAAUUCAACGUUAUUCCUAUUUUGGCAGAUAUAUUGAGCGAUUCUGUAAAAGAGAAAGUAACCAGAAUCAUUUUGGCUGUUUUCAGGAAUUUGAUUGAAAAACCCGAAGAUCAACAAGUUUCAAAAGAACAUUGUAUAGCUAUGGUGCAAUGCAAAGUAUUGAAACAAUUGGCCAUCUUAGAACAACGCAAGUUCGAUGAUGAAGAUGUGACAUCCGAUGUUGAAUUUCUAACUGAAAAACUACAGAGUUCUGUCCAGGAUCUGAGUUCGUUCGAUGAAUAUUCAACUGAAGUCAAAUCUGGACGUUUAGAAUGGUCUCCAGUACACAAGAGCAAGUUCUGGCGGGAAAAUGCGCAGCGUCUCAACGAGAAAAACUACGAAUUACUCCGUAUUCUCAUUCAUCUGCUAGAAACCAGCAAGGACCCCUUGGUAUUGAGCGUAGCUAGUUUUGAUAUUGGAGAGUAUGUUCGUCAUUAUCCUCGCGGCAAACACAUAAUCGAGCAAUUGGGAGGAAAGCAAUUAGUUAUGCAACUCUUAGCCCACGAAGAUCCUAAUGUACGAUAUGAAGCUCUGUUGGCAGUCCAAAAAUUGAUGGUCCAUAAUUGGGAAUACCUUGGUCGUCAACUUGAAAAAGAGCAGAGUACAGAUAAAAACGCGCCAAAAGGUGGAGCUCCUGUCGCAGGCAAGGCGUAAAUACUACAUACCAUCAAGAGUAUUUAAAGAUAUUUACUGCAAUAAUUGUAGAAAAUUUAAAAAUAAUUGUAAAAAUUAUAUCGAUUUCUGUACAUAGCUGUAUAGGUAUACAUUCCUGUCAUAUUUUAUUAUUGUUACGAUAACCAAUAAUCAACCAUGCACAUUUUAAACAUUUAAAAAUAUUGCUUUUAAAGUAACUUUUUCUGAUUGUUAGUAUUAUAAUAAAGUAUAUGUUGUCGUUUUAUUUUGAUUUCAUUACUGUUUAUUGUAUUUUCUAGACUUGUACUUCUGAAAAUGUUGAGAUAAAUAAUAGCAUAGGAUAGGCAGAGCUUGAGCAUAUCAAAAGAUAUGUCACACUACUUCUUAAUAAGUUAGCUGCAGGCUUGCUUGAUUCUAAAAAAACGAAAUGGUUUGUUUUCCUAGCGAUUUAUUGUAAAUAAACUGUUUUUGUAAAUUUA
This is a messenger RNA of Diabrotica balteata, 2160 nucleotides long. The record is from the annotation of a GenBank genome assembly. NCBI's taxonomy places the organism in Eukaryota, Metazoa, Arthropoda, Insecta, Coleoptera, Chrysomelidae.